Messenger RNA from Populus trichocarpa (black cottonwood), 2383 nucleotides. RefSeq lists its product as uncharacterized. The record is from RefSeq and is a predicted model, not a curated record. Gene Ontology annotation, cellular component: nucleus. Gene Ontology annotation, molecular function: RNA binding. Lineage: Eukaryota; Viridiplantae; Streptophyta; Magnoliopsida; Malpighiales; Salicaceae. The transcript has 7 exons. The coding region runs from base 189 to 2267 and encodes 692 amino acids. Gene Ontology annotation, biological process: box C/D snoRNP assembly.
AAAAGAGGAAAAAAAACGCUAGUGCUAGUAGGUUAGUGGCUUCUGGCUAGCCUACAAAGUACAAACUCUAGAAAGAUAAACCCGCCUUCCUCCUGUUAAAGCUUAAACCCUAACACCCUCUCUUCUUGCUUUCUAAAUUGAGUAAAAAUCUCUGCAACUUGUAAAGUAGCAGUCUUGAUGCUCAAAAGAUGAAACCUUUCUUCAAUUCCCGUCGUCCUAAGCAUCACAAGCAAAAGGGCAACACUGCUCCUCUUAAUCAACAGGUUUUUUCAACAAACCAAUCUUUAGCAAAUUCAAUGCCAAUGCAACCGCAACUGGGUUUAGUCAAUCCUCAGAUUCCAAUUACUUUCAAUAAUUCAAACACCCUUUUAAGCAAUGGACAAGCCAUGGCUAAUAUGCCACCUUUGAUCGCUCAACAACCUGGUAUAUUGAGUGGACCUAAUGAUCUGGCUAUCCUUCAGCUACAAAAUCAAGUCAACAAGUUGAAUGCUUUAAAGAUGUUGAUGGAUCAAGUAAACCAAUUGCAAGGAGAGCUGUUUGGUCCUAGUUUCUCCAAUUUGCCACAACAACUCAAUCAAAAUAUGGGUUUGUUACAAAAUCCAAUGCAGAAUAUGAUGAACCCUGUUAUGCCUUUGCAAAUGCCAAUAAAUUCUCAAGUUGGUUCCUUUAAUGUCCCUUCAAGCAAUCACCAAGUGGUAGGUGCUCAAAGUCAGAACUUUUUUGUAAAUCCACCGUUUGGAGCCGAGCAACGAGUUAAUCCAAACCAGCCCAACUAUGUAAUGCCGACAACUAGUGCAUAUGGAUCGAAGCUAUUGCAUGUUGCAGAUCAGCAAGUCCAAGGGAAAUGGUCUGCGUCACAGCAAGGUCAGAGCUUUUUGAUGCCCACAGUGGGUGCAAAUGGACCAAAUGUCGCAAAUCAGCAAGUGGAAGGGAACUCGCCUGCAUUACAGCAAAGUGAGAAAGUUCCAAUGCCUGCAAUGGCUGCAAAUGGAGCAAAGCCAUUGCCUAUUGCAACUCAGCAAGGGCAAGGGAACUCAUCUGCGUCUCAGCAAAGUUGGAACUCGCAGCCCUCUACAUACAAUAGGUGGCAGGUAACCGUAUUUAACUUGGACGAUUUCUUUCUGAGUUCAUAUCAUUUAUGCAAUCCAGUGAUCAUGGUUUGUUUUAUGCACUUUCCAUGCUUCAGUAACUUAAAAAACAAUCGAAAUAGAGGGCGAUCACAAUCAGGACACCAGAAAUCUGAUUUCAAUUGCAUGGAUAAUGGAAAGAGAAAGCUUGAGUUUUCUAAUGAACAUGGCAGAAAAGGGAACGGCAAUGAGAGGGUAGCAAAAUUUGGUCGCACUGAUCUUGCAGACCAAGCUACAGAAGAGAAAAGUAAACCUAGCAGAACUUUUUUUUACACGGAACAAGAAAUCAAACAAUGGCGUGAAUCACGUAGGAAGCACUACCCAACAAAAAUCAGCAUCGAGAAGAAGCAGAUGGAGGUUAUUGAUAGAGAGGCCAACUUUCGUCACAAGCAACUCAAGGAGAUUUUGGCAAAGCAGGCUGAGCUAGGAGUUGAAGUUGCAGAAAUACCGCCAGACUAUCUGUUAGAUUCAGAGAAGCUAGGAGUUGAAGUUGCAGAAAUACCACCACCACAGGUGUUAAAUUCAGAGAAACUAGGAGUUGAGGUUGCAGAAAUACCACCACCACAGGUGUUAAAUUCAGAGAAACUAGGAGUUGAGGUUGCAGAAAUACCACCACGGCAUCUGUUAGAUUCAGAGAAACAAGAGCAUGGAAGGGAAGAUAACAGAAGGUCCUUGACUAAGAAAGGGAAAUUCUGGAACAAGCAUGAUAAAAGAGGAAGAUUUAACAAAAAAGGUCGGUCAGCCAAGCAGGUUGGAUCAGCAAAUGAAGAAAGGAAGCCAACACUAUUGGAGAAGCUUCUGAGCACAGAUAUAAAGAGAGAUAAGCGCCAAUUGUUGCAGGUUUUUAGGUUCAUGGUGGCGAACUCUUUCUUCAAGGAUUGGCCAGAGAAACCUUUGAAAUUUCCUUCAGUAGUGGUCAAAGAAGAUGGUUAUGAGGAUGAGAUUGUAGAAAAAAAAUCCUCACUUGUCGGGGAGGAAGUUUCUGAAGACAGGAACAACACAAUAGCUGAAAAUUUUGGUGAUAGAGAUGACAACAUCGAACAUGAUGCUCAAGUCGAGCUGGGGAAUUGUUUUGUCAGGGGAAAAUGUGAUAUUGUUGACGAAGUUGAUAGGGUUGAAGAGGGAGAAAUUGUUGACUAACAUUGCACCUUCUGUUAAAUGUGUCAAGCAUUGUAAUUCCACCACCACCCCUUAAGGAUUUGUAAACUAUGUUCACUCUCUUAUUAACUAUCCAGUUUUGCAUUAAAGUUUGUCAA